This is a messenger RNA of Eleginops maclovinus (Patagonian blennie), 1588 nucleotides long. RefSeq lists its product as uncharacterized. Gene Ontology annotation, cellular component: cytoplasm; cytosol. Lineage: Eukaryota; Metazoa; Chordata; Actinopteri; Perciformes; Eleginopidae. Bases 40 to 993 code for a protein of 317 amino acids. The transcript is spliced from 6 exons. Gene Ontology annotation, biological process: estrogen biosynthetic process. The record is from RefSeq and is a predicted model, not a curated record. Gene Ontology annotation, molecular function: estradiol 17-beta-dehydrogenase [NAD(P)+] activity.
CUCCAUCGCUGCAGCUGCAGGCAGACACUGACCGGCACAAUGACCCAGAAGGUGGUGCUCAUCACAGGUUGCUCCUCCGGGAUCGGCCUCGCCAUGGCUGCCCGCAUCGCGAAAGAUGAGAAGAAAAGGUUCAUGGUCUAUGCCACCAUGAGGAACCUCAGCAAGGGUGAGGCGCUGGUGGAGGCGGCUGGUCGUACUCUGGGCAGGACCCUGGUGAUCAAACAGUUGGACGUGUGUGACGAGUGCUCCAUCAAAGCCUGUGUGGACAGCCUGCCGGAGCGCAGAGUGGAUAUCCUCAUAAGUAAUGCUGGGAUGGGUCUGAUUGGACCAAUCGAGUGUCAGUCCAUCGAUGAAAUGAAGACCGUCAUGGACACCAACUUCUUUGGGUUUGUGAGGCUGCUGAAGGAAAUCCUACCAGACAUGAAGAGGAGGAAAAAAGGCCAUAUCGUGGUUAUAAGCAGCGUCAUGGGCAUUCAGGGAAUCAUAUUCAAUGAUGUGUACGCAGCAUCCAAGUUUGCAGUGGAAGGCUUUUGUGAAAGCUUAGCAGUACAAGCCCUGAGGUUCAAUCUCAAUAUUUCCCUAAUAGAGCCAGGUCCAGUGAUAACUGAGUUUGAGCGUAAAGUCUAUGAUGAAGGAAUGAAGACUGACCUCAGCAAGGCCGAUAAAAUAACUGCUGACAUUUUCACCAAUGUCUACCUGAAGAACUACAAUCAAAUCUUUGAAAGCCUCGGACAGACUGCUGAAGAGGUGGCAGAGCAAACUCUCAAGAUCAUCACCAUGGAGAAUCCACCUUUCCGUCAUCAGACAAACACACUUUACACCCCCAUGACCACACUUAAAUAUGCUGACCCCAACGGAGACCUCCCAAUCGACACGUUUUACAAGAUGGUGUUUGAACAUGACAAGGUCUUCAACGCCAGUCUGAACUUCCUCAAACUACUGCGCUGGAGAAGUCGAAAGAGCUUUUCCAUGGAAACUGAUAAGAGCAACUAACCAAUACAGUCUCAUCUUUAUUAUUUUGACGAGAUAAGUCAUUAAGGUACUUUCCUAUAUAAAAUAAGAUUUUUAUUAUUUAGCUCCAAGUUGUCUUUGUGGUGAAAUGCUUAAACAAUGAAUAUAUUGAGCAAAUAAAAUGAUAAAAGCCAAUCAUAAUCAUGAAAGUUUUUAAACGAGUCUAUGAUAGGAAUAUAUUAAGAAAACAGGGAUGGAUCUUUUGUCAGUAUCUACCAGAGCUGUUGGCAAUAUACACAGCCCAUCAGAAGAGGAGGGAAUAAACAAGGUUGGGUUAGAUUACAUUAAAAUUAACAAAUGACAUGACUGAUUACUUUGGGCUUACUUCAAAACAUUUACACAGCCAUGAAAGAUUUGAGUUCCACAAAUAUUCAUUUAUUUUCUUCAAUAUCUUCAAUUUGUUUCAAUCAACAGGGCAGCAAAUUUGUCUGAAGCACUUUUAAUGAGAUAUUACAUUUGUUUUAAUUUUUGAUUGACUAAUUAAAAGACCGUUAAACUUGUAAUUAAAUUAUACUUGGCGAUUGUCACCAUAGUCUAGUAGUACUUUUUUCACAUGUUAACUGAUCUGAUUAUAGUU